AUAACCUGCCUUCCCGCGAGCCCGCGCCCAGCGACUAUUUGCGGAAGGAACGAACGGACGCGUCCACCAACCACGGCUCGCCCUUCCCCCGCCGCUGCGCCGCAGCCAUGACGCCUUAAGCUGGCGCCGCGAGGACGGGCGUGUCAGGGCGCCUGCGCGGCGGGGCGCGCAUGCGCAGAGGCGCGAGCCUGCUGACAGAUUCUCGAAGGCGGCGGCGGCGGCGGCGGCCUUGGGCCGCGGGGAAUGGGAGUCUCAGGGCCCUGACUGAGCACCGCCCCCGCCUCCCCUGCCGAGACAUGGCUCAGGAGAAGAUGGAGCUGGACCUGGAGCUGCCCGCGGGCACGGGCGCGAGCCCGGCGGAGGGCGGUGGCCCGGGCGGUGGGGGCCUCCGGAGGUCUAACAGCGCCCCCCUGAUCCACGGCCUCAGCGACUCCUCGCCGGUUUUCCAGGCCGAGGCGCCCAGCGCCAGGCGGAACAGCACGACGUUCCCCAGCCGCCACGGCCUGCUGCUCCCGGCCUCGCCGGUCCGCAUGCACAGCAGCCGCUUGCACCAGAUCAAACAGGAGGAGGGCAUGGACCUGAUCAACCGAGAGACGGUCCACGAGCGCGAGGUGCAGACCGCAAUGCAGAUAAGCCACUCCUGGGAGGAAAGUUUCAGCCUGAGUGACAACGACGUGGAGAAGUCCGCCUCCCCAAAGCGCAUCGAUUUCAUUCCGGUGUCUCCAGCACCGUCACCCACCCGGGGAAUCGGGAAGCAGUGUUUCUCACCGUCUUUGCAAAGUUUUGUGAGUAGCAACGGAUUGCCUCCAAGCCCCAUUCCCAGCCCAACCACCCGGUUUACUACCCGGCGAAGUCAGAGUCCCAUCAACUGCAUUAGACCAAGUGUUCUUGGACCAUUGAAAAGAAAAUGUGAAAUGGAAACUGAUUAUCAGCCAAAGAGAUUUUUCCAGGGCAUCACCAACAUGCUCUCUUCUGACGUUGCACAGCUGUCGGACCCGGGUGUGUGUGUGUCCUCCGAUACCCUGGAUGGGAACAGCAGCAGUGCCGGAUCUUCCUGUAACUCACCAGCGAAAGUCAGCACUACCACCGACUCUCCUGUGUCGCCUGCCCAAGCGGCCUCCCCCUUUAUCCCAGUAGAUGAACUUUCAUCUAAGUGAUUCACCCGUCUUGAUCUCCCCCUCCCCCAAUGGAGAGACAGAAUCAAGUUAGAGCAAGCACUGAACUUUGUCGAUUAAGUUGAGGCUGUUUCCUAUUUGACUUUCCCCCUUUUUUGGAAAUUCCUGAAAUGUUAUUCUAGAGAAUUUCUAUGUCAGGUUCCUGCGGACGCCCUUGAAUUCAGUGUAGUAAUAUUUUCGGACUUUUUAUCAAUAAGUGUGUUGAAGCAUACAUUUUACGCUGCUAAUAUGUCUAAAUACAUAUGUUAUCCCUUGAUUUUUUAAAUAAUUGAGAGCUCUAUUUAUUUAUGGGAUUAUUAAGUUCUGAUGAAAAUAUAAAUGUUGAAUUUCAGUUUAGUAAACUGAUGUUUUAAAAUUCCAUAGUUCAUGGCACACUAAUUUUUAAUGUUUUCAAUGAUUGCUGUUUUCCAUCUAUUGAACUUACCUACUUACAGCUUUAAACAAAAAUGUUAGUCACAUCAGUCCACUGAUUGUCUAGUUUACCCAUAGUCCUUGGAUAUUUAACGUCCUAGGCACAGAAGUGGAUGGGAGGGAAAAUAACAAAAAGAAGUAACAUUUUGCAGCAAAUAUUUUAAAAUUAAGUAUAUAAAAGUAAACAUGUAAGGACAUUUUAUAACGAAAUUUGAAUAGUAACUGUAGUAAAUCACAUCACUAUAACUACAAAAAUGAAGUUUCUUUUUUAAAACAUUUUUAACCAGAAAGUGCAUUCUCGUGGGUAUAAUCCUAAACGUUCAAUGGGAUAGUGCCUUGUAGUCUCAGCUCACUAGAUAGGCGAAGGCUAGGCUCUUGCUAACACUUCAAACUUAACAUUUGUGAAAUAUAAAUGUAUGGGAAGCCCUAUGGAGUGUUGGGAGAACACCCAGACAGACGAUAGUCUCUCAAUCAUCAAUAGACUUUAAACUAUCCAGUCAUGUCUCAAUUCUUAAAAUUCUUGCCAAUGAGAAGCCAGAGCAGCAUUUGGCUGCUGUUCUGCUCUGCCCAUCUGCCACCUUUUCCCUUGCUCAGGAAGGAAGCAGCUGGUUCCUUGCCAACAGGUACUUCCCACCCACCAAGCCAGGACGUAGUUAGACCGAGGUGCCUCCGACUUGGACUUCUGACCGUGUGAUACUUCUCUAUGGUUGGAGCUACAUUAACAGCAUUGAAAAUGUUACUUAAAGGCCGAUGUGUACAGGAGAUCAGUGGAGAAUCGCAACUGUAAAUCAUCACUUAGGUUUCCUUAAAGGUGGAAUUAUAGAGUGCUUUUCUUUUGUGAUUAAGAUAAAUAGUAAAUGGUUUUUAUAUUAUACUUUAUAAUACUUCAUCUAUCCUAGAUAGAUAAGGCAGACAGACAGACAGAUGGAAUGAAUAACAGACCAAAAGGAAAAUGUUAAAAAAAAAAAUACUUUAAGAAAGACCAUGACAAAAAUUCCUACUUACUUUUUAAAGUCAUUGCCUACAGAUUUUAAGAAUUAUAUGGAAUUUUUACAAUUAUGAGAAUAAAUGGAACUGGUCAACUCUUGGCA
Peromyscus eremicus (cactus mouse) is the source of this 2677-nucleotide messenger RNA. It is a transcript of the gene Pabir1, whose product is annotated as PP2A Aalpha (PPP2R1A) and B55A (PPP2R2A) interacting phosphatase regulator 1. Bases 171 to 1157 code for a protein of 328 amino acids. The transcript has a single exon. Gene Ontology annotation, molecular function: protein serine/threonine phosphatase inhibitor activity. Lineage: Eukaryota; Metazoa; Chordata; Mammalia; Rodentia; Cricetidae. The record is from RefSeq and is a predicted model, not a curated record. Gene Ontology annotation, biological process: mitotic G2/M transition checkpoint. Gene Ontology annotation, cellular component: cytoplasm; nucleus.